AUGAUUCUAAGGAUUGCUAUAUUAUUUUUGUUAUAUUUUAAUGCUACUGCAGAGAUUGUUCCUGUGGCUAAUGGUUUUACAACGCUAAAUGAUUCUUUAAAAAAAGAUACAACUGUUUUCUCAGCCCUUCAACCAGUUGUCCAGCAAAAUAGCAUAUUACCAGAACCGAGUUCUUCCUCCCCACAACAAGAAAAUUUGAGCAAUGCAUCGAUCUCUGAAAUACCUACUGUUUUUACCGCACCACGGCUUUUACUGCCUGACCCAACCACAAGCCCCCUAGUUUCGCAUGGCCCUCGGGAAAACUCACCCGAAAAUCAAACCAUUGCCGCAUCUCAUCCACCGCCUAAAAUUCCGCAGAUUACAAUUGUUCCGGAGGGCGAAUAUUUUGAUUUGUUGCUGGCCCCGGUCCCGUACCGGAUACAGCCGGCCCGAAGAAAUCCUUGCCUGUGGGGGAACAAGAUGUUUGUGGCUAUUCAUUCAGCUGCCCAAAAUUUUGGGCGUCGUAUGGCAAUCAGAGACACAUAUGCUAGUAUGGAGCUUCAGAAAAAGCUCGGUUUCUCUGUGGUAUUCGUUCUGGGGCUGCAAGACUCCGAAUUGAUCCAAAAAUGGGUGGAAACGGAGGCCGAGCAGUAUGACGAUAUUUUGCAAGCCGAGUUUGUCGAGCACUACUUCAAUAUGACGGUCAAGAAACUCUCCUGGAUGCGCUAUGCCCAAGCCAGAUGCCCACAUACCAAAUGGGUGCUCCACCUUGACGAUGACGCCGUGAUGGACGUCUAUUCGCUAUUGGGGUUUAUUGAGAAUAGGAAAAUCAAUGACCCCAGCACGAUUUUCUGCAUGGCCAUUUCCUACAACCAGACGAACGUCGUCAGGAACCCGUACAGUAAGUGGUACGUCUCCGACGAGGCCUACCCGCAGCGCUUCUACCCAAAGUACUGCGCCGGCGCCGCCUAUUUGCUGCCUCAAAAAGCGUUGGCUGCCAUGGAAGAGGCCGUGAAGCGGAUGCGAUAUAUUACCAUCGACGACGCCUUUGUGACUGGAAUUCUUCGCGAAGCCAUCGGGUUUGGCAUCCGUCAGCUGCGUCCACAAGGCAUCAUUCGAAAAGAGCUCGAUCCCCUCAUCUACCAAUUCCAAACGGGAAAUGCUGUGAUGGCUGAGUGCCCAAACGAGCAUUGUAUGAGGCAUCUGUGGGAAAUAAUCGAGAUGCUUCAUCGCACUUGGAAUCAACCGAACGUUAAUAUUACCUCGAUCGGAAUCCCAGAAUAUGUCCCGGUGCAGGUGGAGAUUAGAAUACGCUGGGGCGAAACGAUCACCUACGAAGGCGGCCCCGGCAUGGAGCAGCUCGAGUCGUACAACGCAACGCGAGAAGUGAGUCGAAUACCGCGAAGAGAGGAAAAACGAGCCGCUAGCAUCGGCUUCAUCCAAGCGACCCCGACCUUCAUCUCCGGCUUCUCUGAAGGCAAUCUGCCGACCCGGUUGGACGGAAUGAGCCCAUCUCUUCCCCCUGCCCCGAGAGCCAAUCCAAUCCCCUCCUGCACCCGCCGUCUCGGGCAAUAUUUCGUGCCCCAAUUACCGUACCCUGCAAGGCCAUGCGGAGGGUGUAAGCGGAACGGCCAUCAAAUCAAGGAAGAAGGGUCGUCUGGAGCCGGGGAGAUCCAAGGGUUAAUUAGGAGUUUA
Molecule: messenger RNA, 1674 nt
Organism: Mesorhabditis spiculigera
Lineage: Eukaryota; Metazoa; Nematoda; Chromadorea; Rhabditida; Rhabditidae
Source: the annotation of a GenBank genome assembly